GCAUUCGUUAACAGAACCCAUUUUAUUGCUUUUCUUUCUGCUCUCCACGCCAUCGCUCUUCACUGCCAGACUCUCUCUCUCCCUCUCUCUCCCUCUCCUUCUCUCUCUUAUGGCUUUCACAGCUUCGUCUCCUUCUCCCUCUUCUCUUCUUCGCGCUUCGUUCUCUCCGCACGAGCCCAAAGCUCCAUGGACAUCUUCUGCGAGUCAAUCGGAUCAAUUCUCCUUCAUAUCGACAGCCGGGCCCUCUUGCCAGAUACCAUCGUUGCUAAAACCCAUUUCUGCAGAAACGCACAGGAGCAAAUCUGUUGUUCCACUUGCUGCAAAAGUGGCUGCUGCAGAGGUUGACAAGAACAAUGUAGCAGAAGAUUAUGAAAAACUGGCCAAAGAGAUGGAAAACGCUUCCCCUCUUGAAAUUAUGGAGAAGGCUCUUGUCAAAUUUGGAAACGAUAUUGCAAUUGCCUUCAGUGGAGCUGAGGACAUCGCCUUGAUUGAGUAUGCCAAAAUAACUGGUCGGCCCUUCAGGGUAUUUAGCCUGGAUACUGGGAGGCUAAAUCCAGAGACGUACCAGUUUUUUGAAACCGUUGAGAAGCACUAUGGCAUUCACAUUGAAUACAUGUUCCCUGAUGCUGUUGAAGUUCAAGGACUGGUGCGAGGCAAAGGAUUAUUCUCAUUCUAUGAAGAUGGCCACCAGGAGUGCUGCAGAGUAAGGAAGGUUAGGCCUUUAAGGCGGGCCCUUAAGGGUCUCCGUGCCUGGAUCACUGGGCAGAGAAAAGAUCAGUCUCCUGGCACAAGGGCUGAGAUUCCAGUUGUCCAGCUGGACCCAUCAUUUGAAGGAAUCGAUGGUGGAAUUGGCAGCUUGGUCAAAUGGAAUCCUGUUGCCAACGUAGAAGGCCCUGACAUAUGGAACUUCCUCCAAGUCAUGAACGUUCCUGUCAAUCCUUUGCACUCACAAGGUUACGUUUCAAUUGGAUGUGAGCCAUGCACAAGGCCAGUUCUACCAGGGCAGCAUGAAAGGGAAGGAAGAUGGUGGUGGGAGGAUGCUGAGGCGAAGGAGUGCGGCCUCCAUAAAGGAAACAUUAAAAAAGAAGAGGCGCUACACCUCAAUGGCAAUGGAAAUGAGAUUUCAGCAACAAAUGGGAGUGCAAAUGUCCCAGAUAUCUUUAACAGCAAGACCUUGGUUUCCUUGAGCAGGACUGGGAUAGAGAACCUGACUAGAUUGGAAAACCGAAGUGAACCUUGGCUUGUUGUGCUUUAUGCACCUUGGUGCCGAUUCUGCCAGGCAAUGGAAGGAUCAUAUAUUGAGUUAGCAGAGAAUCUAGCAGGGACAGGAGGGAAGGCGGGCAAGUUCAGGGCUGAUGGGGAACAUAAGACAUAUGCACAACAAGAGCUGCAGUUAGGGAGCUUUCCAACAAUAUUGUUUUACCCCAAGCACGCAUCAAAGCCCAUCAAGUAUCCAUCAGAGAAGAGGGAUGUUGCGACAUUAUUGGCUUUUGUGAAUGCCCUCCGCUGAGAACUAGAUGCAUCCUCAUCCGCAUCCUCACCUGAUACCCUAUUACCGGAAAGCACCAGUGCAAGGAACUGCUGGUGUUAAGUCUUAGGCAGAGUUAGGCAGAGUUAGGCAGUUAUCUUGAGGUUAUGGUGUUUUGAGUAAUAUAACCCUGUAAAGUAAAUAUGGUGUGAGAUCAAUCAUCACGUCGAUCUCUGCUGCACGUUUUGCUGAAUAAAAACGAUGGUUGUCUUCAUUAGAA
Prunus avium (sweet cherry) is the source of this 1748-nucleotide messenger RNA. RefSeq names its product 5'-adenylylsulfate reductase 2, chloroplastic-like. Gene Ontology annotation, molecular function: phosphoadenylyl-sulfate reductase (thioredoxin) activity. The record is from RefSeq and is a predicted model, not a curated record. Lineage: Eukaryota; Viridiplantae; Streptophyta; Magnoliopsida; Rosales; Rosaceae.